Botrytis fragariae is the source of this 1497-nucleotide messenger RNA. RefSeq lists its product as uncharacterized. The transcript has a single exon. Bases 1 to 1497 code for a protein of 498 amino acids. NCBI's taxonomy places the organism in Eukaryota, Fungi, Ascomycota, Leotiomycetes, Helotiales, Sclerotiniaceae. The record is from RefSeq and is a predicted model, not a curated record.
AUGUCCAACUUGUCAUUCAAAUUAAAUCUCGUGCUCCUUGUCCCCGAGCUUCUCACUGCUAUCAUCUCUUACCUGCCAAAUCCCGAUCUCAAGAGUCUUCGUCUGACGUGCAAAGCUCUGGGCGAAGAAGUUCCUCUUCAUUUUGACAGGGUCUUCUUGUCUGCAAAUCCGCGAAACAUUGAAGUUGCACGAGCGAUUGCUGACAACGAAAACUUUCGCAAAGGAGUUCAAGAGAUUAUAUGGGAUGAUGCUCUACUUGUCCACGAAAUUGUGAGGCCUAAUGAAGCAAUUCAUUUGCUAGCAGAAUCUCCUCGGGCGGAAGAUGACCCUCCCACCUGGUUUAUACGAGCUUGCAAGGACAACAUUGAGAAUUUAAAAAAUCUCAAAAGAGACAGAAAAAGGCCAAAGACACGAGAGUUUUUGCCAUUUUCUGAAUCAUGGAGUUACUACGAGACGCUUCUAGAGCAGCAGGAAGAAGUGCUAAUAUCUGGGGCUGAUGUUAAUGCAUUAACGUAUGUCCUGGAGCGCUUUCAAUCACUACGAAGAAUUACUAUUACACCCGCCGCUCAUGGUAGUUUGGAUCGACCCCUUUAUGAAACGCCUAUGAUAAAAUCUUUUCCAAAAGGUUUCAACUAUCCAAUCCCACGCGGCUGGCCAUCUUCUGGACCAUUUGGGCUUUAUAUCUUGCCUCCAUGGAAUGAUGAGACUGCUAAGAAACAAUGGCGAGGGUUUUGUGUUAUCACCAACGUACUUGCAGGACGGAAUGACCACCAUAUCUCAGAGUUGAUCAUGGAUGUUAGAGAACUCUCAACAGGACUGAGUUGUCGUGUCUUUGAUGAACCAUGUGAGGAGUAUGACAAUCUUGUUCAUCUAAUUCGACAGCCAGGCUUCCGUCGCAUAGAUCUCGCCCUACUUGCUGAUGGACAGUAUUAUGAUGAUGACUGGUCAAGUUUCCGUAGUGGUCACUUGAAAAGAAUGUUCGAGGCGGCGCCCGACUUGGAUCAUGUUAGCCUCCGAAUAACGGCUGAUUACGGUCAAAUUUAUCCCGAUUUCGAGCAAAAUCGCAUUCCACUUCAAACCAUCUUCCCCGUUGAUCGAUGGCAGAAGCUUCAAUAUUUUGGUCUUUCAAAUUUCAUUGUAGAUGGGCCUGAUCUACUUUCCUUGCUCGGUGCGCUUCCGAUAACACUUCGAUUUGUUGAAUUAAGUUUUCUGGAAAUCGUCGGUGAUCGUGGAAACUACCGCGAUAUUCUUCUUGAUAUACGCGAUACUCUCGAUUGGCGUGACCGAGCUGCUAACGCAAGACCUAAGCUCAUAAUCCAUGUCCACGGAUCAAGCAUGCGAUACACUCCUAUGCGAUAUCAAUGUGUAGAUGACCAAGCGAACGGGUUUAUCUACGGCGACAAAGAGAACCCAUUUGGCGCCAGGUCAAACGGCAAUGCACUGAUACACAAGAUGGGCAUUGAGCGAUCUAACUUCGGGUGUUGUUCCCCUGAAUGA